This is a messenger RNA of Parnassius mnemosyne (clouded apollo), 3138 nucleotides long. The record is from the annotation of a GenBank genome assembly. Lineage: Eukaryota; Metazoa; Arthropoda; Insecta; Lepidoptera; Papilionidae.
AUGUCUAGUGCUGAAGUCGCCGAUAAUUCCGUUGACCCCCCGGCGAAAAAGCGGAAGCUAAAUACAGGAGAUACCCGUUGCAAAUCUGCAGCAAUGGCGAACAAUGGAACGCGUGUAGAAGAUGAAAUCGACGAAAGUUUGUACUCUAGGCAACUUUACGUGUUGGGACACGAUGCUAUGCGCAGAAUGGCGAGCUCUGACGUCUUGAUCUCUGGUCUCGGCGGUCUCGGAGUAGAAGUCGCAAAAAACGUGAUUCUUGGAGGUGUCAAGUCCGUCACCCUUCAUGAUGAUCGCGUUUGCACUAUUGCUGAUUUAUCGUCUCAGUUCUACUUGUCUGAGAGUUCCGUUGGCCAGAAUAGAGCUUUGGCCUCAUGCGAACAACUUGCUGAAUUGAAUCAUUACGUUCCAACGACAGCUUAUACUGGUCCUCUCACCGAAGAAUUUUUACAAAAAUUCCGGGUUGUGGUACUUACUGGAGCUUCUCGGGCAGAGCAAGAACGCGUAGCAGCUAUUACUCACGCUAAUAACAUUGCAUUAGUCAUUGCUGACACUAGAGGAUUAUUCUCCCAAGUGUUCUGUGACUUUGGCCCUGAAUUUACUGUAUUAGAUGUGACCGGUGAAAACCCAGUGUCUGCUAUGAUAGCUGACAUUACUCAUGAGUAUGAAGCAGUUGUUACAUGCUUAGAUGACACUCGUCAUGGGCUAGAAGAUGGGGAUUAUGUUACCUUUAGUGAGGUGCAAGGCAUGACAGAGCUGAAUGGCUGUGAACCCCGAAAAAUUAAAGUACUUGGUCCCUACACAUUUAGCAUUGGCGACACUACCAACUUCUCGAAAUAUAUACGUGGUGGUAUUGUCACACAAGUGAAAAUGCCCAAGAAGAUCAGCUUUAAACCUCUGAAGGAGUCAAUUAAAGAACCGGAGUUCUUGAUCGCCGAUUUUGGUAAAUUCGACUACCCGCAGCAGUUGCACGUGGCAUUUGCCGCACUACACAAGUUUAAAGAUACCGAAGGUCGCUUGCCUCAGCCAUGGUGCAUUCCUGAUGCUGGCAAGUUCUUGGACUAUGCAAAGGCCAUAGUGAAAGAUCAAGAAAUUUUCAAGGAAGGAGAGAUUGAAUUAAAUUAUGAACUUUUGGAAACAUUCUGCAAGGUGUCUUCUGGUGACCUGAAUCCUAUGAACGCGGCAAUUGGCGGUGUUGUCGCACAAGAGGUGAUGAAGGCUUGCUCUGGCAAGUUCCAUCCAAUAGUGCAGUGGCUCUACUUAGAUGCUAUUGAGUGUCUACCCAAGGAUCGUUCAGCUCUCACCGAAGAGAGCUGCAAGCCUGUUGGAUCCCGUUACGAUGGUCAAGUGGCUGUGUUUGGUCGUGACUUCCAGAAGAGGCUUGGAAAAUUGAAGUAUUUCAUUGUUGGUGCCGGAGCCAUAGGCUGUGAGCUUCUCAAAAACUUUGCCAUGAUCGGAGUCGGCGCUGAUGGUGGUCGAGUUACUGUUACUGACAUGGAUCUCAUCGAGAAGUCCAACCUCAACCGGCAGUUCCUUUUCCGGCCCCAUGAUGUCCAGAAACCGAAGUCCAGUACAGCUGCUAUGGCGAUUAAAAAAAUGAAUCCAUCAAUGAAUGUGUUGGCUCAAGAGAACCGCGUUUGUCCAGAAACAGAAUGUGUAUAUCACGAUCAAUUCUUUGAAGAAUUGGACGGAGUGGCCAAUGCUUUGGACAACGUAGAUGCUAGGAUCUACAUGGACCGCCGCUGCGUCUACUACAGGAAGCCGUUGCUUGAGAGUGGUACCCUUGGCACUAAAGGCAAUACUCAGGUGGUAGUCCCAUUCCUGACAGAGUCCUACAGUUCCUCUCAAGACCCACCCGAAAAGAGCAUUCCAAUCUGUACCCUUAAGAACUUCCCCAACGCCAUUGAGCACACACUGCAGUGGGCUCGCGAUGAGUUCGAGGGUCUUUUCCGUCAGUCUGCAGAGCACGCAGCCCAGUACCUUCGUGACCCCCACUUCUUAGAGCGCACCGUCAAGUUACCUGGAAGUCAGCCGCUAGAUGUCAUUGAAAGUGUUAGGAAUGCAAUAAACGAACGCCCUCUCAACUUCGAGGACUGCGUGACAUGGGCCCGCCUGCACUGGGAAGCACAGUAUGCCAAUCAAAUCAAGCAGCUUUUGUUCAAUUUCCCUCCAGACCAGCCUACGAUGAGUGGGGCACCAUUCUGGUCGGGACCAAAACGCUGCCCAUCACCCCUUAAAUUCGAUCCUGAAGAUGAACUUCAUUUGGACUACAUAGUAGCAGCUGCAAACCUUCGUGCUCAAGUGUAUGGUUUACCAACUUUCGUGGACAGGGAGGCGAUUGCUCAAAUGGCUGCUAGAGUAGAGGUGCCAGAAUUCAGCCCUAGGCGCGGGGUUAAAAUCGCUGUCACUGACGCACAGCUCAUGUCACAGAACAACGAUCAAAUGGACCAAGAUAAAGUUGAGAACAUAGUUGCCGAGAUCCCCCACCCUAGCAAACUUGGGAACCUUAAGAUCACACCACUUGAAUUCGAAAAAGACGACGACACCAACUUCCACAUGGAUUUCAUUGUAGCUGCUUCCAAUCUUCGCGCCGCCAACUACAAGAUUCCUCCAGCCGACAGGCAUCGUUCCAAACUCAUCGCGGGAAAAAUCAUCCCAGCGAUUGCUACUACAACUUCCGUUGUGGCUGGUCUUGUAUGCCUCGAACUGUACAAACUAGCUCAGGGCUUCAACACACUCGAUGUAUUCAAGAAUGGCUUUGUCAAUUUGGCAUUACCUUUCUUUGGUUUCUCUGAACCGAUAGCUGCUCCAGUUAAUGCAUACCAUGACAAGAAAUGGACUCUGUGGGACAGAUUUGAGAUCAAGGGAGAAAUCACAUUGAAGCAGUUCUUAGAUUACUUCAAGAACGAGCACAAACUCGAGAUCACGAUGUUGUCUCAAGGUGUUUGCAUGCUUUAUUCCUUCUUCAUGCCCAAAGCGAAGAAGCAGGAGCGGUUGAAUCUACCCAUGUCGGAAGUGGUCACUGCGGUUUCCAAGAAGAAACUGGAGCCGCAUGUGAAAGCGUUAGUAUUCGAGCUGUGUUGUAACGAUGAGGACGACAACGAUGUCGAAGUGCCGUACGUAAAGUACACUUUGCCUUAA